Molecule: messenger RNA, 2054 nt
Organism: Branchiostoma belcheri (Belcher's lancelet)
Lineage: Eukaryota; Metazoa; Chordata; Leptocardii; Amphioxiformes; Branchiostomatidae
Product: glucose-dependent insulinotropic receptor-like
Exons: 5
Coding region: 454-1611 (385 amino acids)
Biological process (GO): chemical synaptic transmission; G protein-coupled receptor signaling pathway, coupled to cyclic nucleotide second messenger
Cellular component (GO): membrane; dendrite
Molecular function (GO): G protein-coupled serotonin receptor activity; neurotransmitter receptor activity
Source: RefSeq, a predicted model, not a curated record
CCACAGCCAACACAACAUUACCGGACCUGUUGCUACUGGCUCCUUUUACCCUAAACUGCUACAAUAGCUCCCCUAUAUUUUUGGAACGUAGUACAUUGUCCGUACGCCGAUGCUAUCUUACCUUGUUACCAAGAUAAGCGUUUUUAUCGUCGUUAUUGGUCGAUUUGUCACCAACGCCGAUGACGCAGCCCUUUUAUUGUAAAGACCCCCCCUGUAGGACCUGAUGUAAACACAGACCGACAAUUCAGGCCUACGUUUGUUACGUGUGAGGGAACAAGGACAUUUCUGAGUUCUCAAUCGGAAGUCAUGUUCACAAACUUCGGGUUACAGUUGGGGCGUGUAUAAAGAAAGGACAUUCAUACUAAGCCGGGAAAACUUCACAGAGAAAGUGCGUGGGUCGGGUAUAGGGUGUGCCACCCGGACCAACUGAGAGAGAACAAUCCUUCUCAAGAAAUGGGUGAAGAAAACACCACACUUGGAACGUCGAAUACAUCAUUGCUACUAGACAGCUUCAUGGAUAACGCUUCGGUCUCCAAUGGCUCGGUUUUCACCCAGAACGAUUUUGUGUUCGCCUACGCGCUUAUACCUCUCAGCACCAUCAUCAUCGUGGGGAACAUUAUGGUGCUGAUCUCGGCUGUAGCCAUGACCAAGUUCCGUAACCACGUCGGCUACUUCUUCAUAGCCAACCUGGCAAUAGCUGACCUCCUGUUGGGCGUGGUCAGUACUGUGUCCAUCUUUAACAUCUUUCUGCGCCACUCUGACGAGAACCUGGCCACGUGCAUCAUCCGGAUCGGGCUGGUGGUCAUGUCCUGCGCCGCCUCGGUCUUCACCAUCGCCUGUAUCGCCAUUGACCGCUGCAUCGCCGUCAACGUCGCUUUACGGUAUAAGGAAAUCGUAACGCCUACCCGGGCACUUAUUGGCAUCGCCAUGACGUGGGUGUUCGCUGUCCUGUACGGGUUCUUCCCUCUGACCAGCCUGAGGAGUAAAUACGACAACAAGUGUUCCUUCCUCGCCGUCCUGAGUAAGGAGUACACUCUGGCACUGUUCUUCGCCGGGUUUCUUCCGACUGUGGUCCUCAUCCUCGCUAUCUACACAUCGCUGUGUCUCGUCACUAGAAAACAAUUGCAGAAAAUCAACGCAUUAGACCAGUUCCGGCGAGGAAGCAGCCAGAGCACCACAGGCCAGCUUCGGUACCAAAGACUCAAGAGAAACCUGAAAGCCAUCAAAACUCUAGCCCUGGUCAUAGGAACUUUCUUCGUCUGCUGGCUGCCCUUCUUCAUCACCGCCUUGGUUCAAGUGUUCUGUGGGGACAAGUGUCACCUUCAAGACAUUGCCGGAACGUACCUAGUGUUGCUAGGAUUCUUAAACUCAGCCCUUAAUCCCGCAAUAUACGCCUACUUUAACCAGGACUUUAGAAAAAGCAUGAGGUCGCUCUGUUGCAAGAAUAGGGUCGAGCCGUCGGACCCGUUGUAUAAUUCCGCCGUGAAUCUACGGAGACAGUCGGCACUGAGCGCGAGAGAGCCCGGGGACUUCGCGGCAAUCGCACAGAGACCGAGACUGGACACGUGCCACUCAGUAAGCGCUGAGGUGGAUGCAAACAAGAACAAAUAAGGACUAUAUGUGGUAUUUCUAAGCAAAUUUGGCCGCUACAAUUUGCACAAGUACUGAUGCUAUUGUUUACUUACCUUGUUUCAGUCAAUUUGAUGUUCCCUAGGUCCGUAUACUAAAUCAUGCACUUACGAUGUAUACACUGGAUGGAAAAGGAAAGAAAAAAGUACAAUUCAGCAAUCGUGUGUAUGAAAUAACAAUGUUCAAAGCUAAAACUUUACAUCCAACACAAAGAACUUCUCUCACCGAGAGCUUUCGACCAGUCACCCUGGUCUUCCUCAUAUGAACUUCCAUGAUUAUAGUAAUGUUCUUGCAUGUGUAACAAAUGUGGUCAAAUAAUGGUGGCCUAAUGCAAGUAUCUUGUACGUCUGUACAGAACAUGAUCAGGUUGAUGCAUUUAGCCCAUGUUGGGCUUAAAUAUUCAUGCAAUAAAGUUCAGUGUCAUC